GAGAUUCACGCCGCCAUCGGGUUGUCGAAGGCAUUCGGCAUCGCCCGCGCCUUCAAUGAACUCUUCGAACUGACGGGCGACGGCGACGAGGAGGUGGAGGCGAACGGCGAAGAUCACCCGCAUCCGCAGCACGUGCCGAAUAGCGGGGGCGCCAUCCACGAGCUCCCAGACGGCGUGGAAGUGCACGUGCGCAUGGAGCUUCGGGGGGGGGGGAAGUACGCGCCCCAGUGGCUGCUGCCGCAGCGCGACGCGGCAAUCCCGCAGGUCGCAGAUAUCGCAGCGCGGGCGCCGAUGCUCGUUGAGCACUGCUCUCAGGUCGGGCCGCGCGGCGUGCUGGAGAUGACGCCCGGGGCCAAAGGGCGCUUCCAGUCGCACAGCACUUACUGCAACAUUCAGGUCAAGAUGGCGCGGGGCGCCAACGACCCGGACAAGGGCGCGGAGUUCGGCAUCGGCCUUGGGAAGCUGGGGAUGUUGUCAGGGCGCCUGUUCCUCAGCGAUCUCAUGUGGGGCAAGCGCGGGGCGCUCUACAAGAGGAUCCCAUGGGUCCUCGAGGAGUCGCACGUGGAGCGCGCCUUCGAGCUCGCCACCAUCCUCGACGGGAUAAGGGCCGCCAUCUGCAGGCCCGGCGAGGACAGCGACCUGGAGGGGGUGGCGAAGGUGGAGAACGUGAAGGGCACGGAGAUCGCGCGCGCCAUCCUGUGGAAGGCAGUCAGGGGCAGGCGCGCAGAGGACUCGGGUGAACUGGAGAUACCGGCGAACAAGACUUGGGCGCUGUUCCCGGCCAGGGUGAUGAAGGAUCGUAGGAUUGGCAAGAUCUCCGUGCACGUGUUCCGCGAGGUGGCCCGGGCGCGCCCCGGCGUGCUCGGGCGCUUCGACGAUGAGUCCGACGCGCUCAUCGUCAAGGAUCCAGACUCAG
Messenger RNA from Prorocentrum cordatum, 916 nucleotides. NCBI's taxonomy places the organism in Eukaryota, Dinophyceae, Prorocentrales, Prorocentraceae. The record is from the annotation of a GenBank genome assembly.